Messenger RNA from Cricetulus griseus (Chinese hamster), 2781 nucleotides. Lineage: Eukaryota; Metazoa; Chordata; Mammalia; Rodentia; Cricetidae. The record is from RefSeq and is a predicted model, not a curated record.
CAUCAGCAAGGUUUUCUAUCAGAAAGUAUAGCUCCUACCACUGAGCUCAAUGCACUUUGUGUGAAACUGGAAAGAAAACCAAUGUAUAAGCCCGUGGACCCCCACUCCCGGAUGCAGUCCACCUACAGCUAUGGCAUGCGCGGAGGUGCCUAUCCCCCCAGGUACUUUUACCCAUUUCCAGUUCCGCCGUUACUCUACCAAGUUGAGCUUUCUGUGGGAGGACAGCAGUUUAACGGGAAAGGAAAGAUGAGACAAACUGUGAAACACGAUGCCACUGCCAGAGCACUGAGGACUCUGCAGAAUGAGCCUCCACCCGAGAGGCUGGAGAUGAAUGGAAGAGAAUUAGAAGAAGAAAACCUCAAUAAAUCAGAAAUAAGCCAAGUGUUUGAGAUUGCACUGAAGCGGAAUUUGCCUGUGAAUUUUGAGUCUUUCCCUCUGACACAGGUGGCCCGGGAGAGUGGCCCACCCCACAUGAAGAACUUUGUGACCAGGGUUUCAGUCGGGGAGUUUGUAGGGGAAGGAGAAGGGAAAAGCAAGAAGAUCUCCAAGAAGAAUGCGGCAAGGGCGGUGCUGGAGCAGCUGAGGAGGCUGCCGCCUCUGCCUGCUGUGGAGCGAGUAAAACCCAGAAUCAAGAAGAAAAGUCAGCCCACAUGUAAGCUACAGACAGCCCCGGAUUAUGGCCAGGGGAUGAAUCCUAUUAGCAGACUGGCUCAGAUCCAGCAGGCCAAAAAGGACAAGGAGCCAGAGUACACGCUCCUCACCGAGCGAGGCCUUCCACGCCGCAGGGAGUUUGUGAUGCAGGUAAAGGUUGGGAACCACACUGCAGAAGGAGCGGGUACCAAUAAGAAGGUGGCCAAGCGCAAUGCUGCUGAGAACAUGCUGGAGAUCUUGGGGUUCAAAGUUCCCCAGGCGCAGCCUGCCAAGCCAGCACUCAAAUCAGAAGAGAAGACCCCAGUAAAGAAACCAGGAGACGGAAGGAAAGUAACGUUUUUUGAACCUAGCCCUGGGGAUGAAAAUGCAACUAGUCAUAAAGAGGAUGAGUUCAGGAUGCCUUAUCUGAGCCAUCAGCAGCUGCCAGCCGGGAUCCUCCCCAUGGUGCCAGAGGUUGCCCAGGCUGUUGGGGUUAGUCAAGGACACCACACCAAAGAUUUCACCAGGGCAGCUCCGAACCCUGCCAAGGCCACGGUAACUGCCAUGAUAGCUCGAGAGUUGUUGUACGGGGGCACCUCGCCCACAGCCGAGACCAUUUUAAAGAGUAACAUCUCUUCAGGACACGUACCCCAUGGACCUCGCACAAGACCCUCUGAGCAGCUGUACUACCUUUCCAGAGCCCAGGGAUUCCAGGUUGAAUACAAAGACUUCCCCAAGAACAACAAGAACGAGUGUGUGUCUCUCAUCAACUGCUCCUCACAGCCACCCCUUGUUAGCCACGGCAUUGGCAAGGAUGUGGAGUCCUGUCACGAUAUGGCUGCACUCAACAUUUUAAAGUUGCUGUCUGAGUUGGACCAACAGAGCACAGAGAUGCCAAGAACAGGAAAUGGACCAGUGUCAGCGUGUGGGAGGUGCUGAACCUUUUCUGGCUACAAAUCAUUAUAAAUCCCAACAUAUAUACUGAAAAUACUGAGAACUGCUUUGAAAACUUGGAAUUUCUGAUAACUCCAGUGGGCCGAGAUAUGGUGGCUAAGAAUGUGGCAGCAGUAGUUAAGAAGACAAGAGACUCCAGGUGGUGGCCCCGGUUGUGCUGAACUGCUAGUGACAAUGCUGUGCUCUGCCAUCCAUCAAGAGAGACCAGCCCCAUCACCUCCAAUUUUUAUAUUGUGAUAAAAGAGAAACAGAAAGCAUGGCCAAUUCUCAUGCUGGCUCAUUCAGAUACUUUGGACAGCCCUGGACAGCCAUGCCAGAGAGGCCUUAGAGUGGCCCCGGAGCUAAAAGCACCAGAGAGAAAGCCAGUGCUUCCACCCCACACAACCGACUCAGCGUUCUCAGCCUGCCACACGUAGCACCCACCUCCCGUAACUACUGCUUUCUCCACAGUGAUGCUGUUAGUUUAUUUCCUUUGGUUGAUAUGACACUAUAUGAUUUUCAUUUCAGUUUCUCAGUUGCAUCUACUUAUCUAGCAGUUUAGAAACUUGUCUGAGACAGAUGCUGUCAGUCUUAUAACCGGCAAAGAUCACAGCCCUGUUUGGUGAUGCAUAUCUGCCUCUGGCUUGGCUAGACAGUUCUAGACUUCCCCUUGUAUAAAUUGGACAGCUUAGGAAAUUUAAACUAUUUUUAAGCAUUAGACUUAAAAAUGAGCCCCAAACAUUUAAUGUGUCUAAGGAGGUAGCUUUUGACCACACUACAGGACAUCACCCGUGGGUGCCUGCAGGCUGGUGUCCCUGGAGUGCCUAAUACAGUCAGUCAGUUCCCACCUCCUUGGAAGGGAGAGAAGAGAGGUGACAGGUCUCCUGGAGCUGUGCCGCUGUGCACAGACACAGGAUGCUCAGCUGGCCCUGGUGGAAAGCAUUGGCAUCGCUUCCACUCUUGGUUUAGCUGGGACCUUUUCACCCACGGAAUGUAAGUAAACUAAGUCAUUGUCAAUAAUAAAUGGUAAUACUAAAAUUUUUUUUGUUAAUUUAUUUUCAAACACCACUACUUCUAGAUCAAUCUCCUUCUGGUUCAUCACCCUGCCCCCCUUUUUAAAAAAUAUUUGUAAUGCUUGUGAUUCUCUCUGGGCAAAAAUCUGAAGAUCUAAAAAUCUCUUUAUAUUAAACUAUUGAUCAAUAAACAGCUACCAAGAAA